UGGUCAUUGCAGAAGUCUGAUCUUGUCAGUGAGGCACUACAAAGGAUGAAUUUGGGUAAAUUCCAGCCUCUGCACGCAGAGGAUUGCGUGCAUCUGGAGGGAGAGGAGGAUGAAAGCUUGGUUUUAAAGCAAAGAAUGCUGAGCGAUGGAGAUCCAGGACCUUUCUGGUGUUAGUGACUUCUUGUGUUGUCACACAAGCCUGUUGGCCCAAGUGCCUCGUCCGGAGUACCCUUCUUUCUAGUGUUUGGGGUUUUUUUGUGCGCUAACUCUUAUGAGCACUAACUCAGUAGCGAGUGAGGUUUUCAAGACAAUAUCCCUUAACCGAAGUGUUUGCAAGUUCCAGACUAUUGGGGUUUGAUGAUGCAGGCAGCAUUUGCUGUUGAAUAGCAAUAAUGUUCACAUACCAAGACAUACCAGGCUAGUACUGAUUAAUUUUGUGCUUUAACUAAAGUGCUAGCAUGAGGAAGAGCUCAGGUUUAGCACUGUGGCUACAAGCAAUGCAGAAAGUGAUGGAGCAAGGCCACUGAGGCAGAGUUGUGCUCGCAGCAGAAAGUGGCAGUAUCGGAAGCUUUACAUGCUCUGCGCCUUCCCUUCCAGAACCUUCCUUGCUGAUGUGGUGGUGGUGAUGAUGAUGAUGAUGUGUGCCCAGCUCUCACCCACAGUACAUCCAAUGUGAGAAGGAAACCGCCAAGUUCAAUGCAAAGACUUCACUGCCAGUAUAAAUUUAUUUCAAUUUCAAAAUUUUGAGAAGAAACUGAUGAGACUUCCAUGUCUCUACCCAUUCUUGAGGAGCUCAGUUUUUUGUUAACCAGUAUACACUCAGCUAUGGCUGGGAGUAAUGCAGAGGAAAGAAAAUCAUAUUGCAAUAACGAGUUAGAGCUAUUGGCAGCGGCGGUGAGGUGUGGGGUAGUUGAAGGAUGACGCCACGGUGUCCUUCUUCCCGCGCCGUCCCCCGCCAUCAGCCCCGCCCGCAGGACGUCACGCCUCUGGCACCGCCCCCGCUAAGCCUCGAUUGCGACGGGAGGGCAGCGCUGCCCAAUCAGACGCCGUGUCGGCCGCGUUGCCGUGCGGAGGCCGUGCGGGCGUGGGCGGGCCGAGGGUGGUGUCUGUAGCCAAUUGGGGCAGCCGACGGCGCCGCGAAGGGGCGGGGCCGCUGGCGGGAUGGCGGCGGCGAUGGCGAGCGUGGCGGAGCGGGCGGUGCUGGAAGAAGAAUUUAAAUGGCUUUUACAAGAAGAGGUCCAUGCUGUUUUGAAACAGCUGCAGGAUAUUUUGAAGGAGGCCUCUCACCGGUUUGCCCUGCCCACCAGUGGCUCAGGAGGAGCCGUCAAGCAGGAGAACUUUGUGCUGAGCACAUCGGGCACAGACCAAGUGAAAGGUGUGUUGACGCUGCAGGGAGAUGCCCUGUGUCAAGCUGACGUUAAUCUGAAAAUGCCCAGAAAUAAUCAGCUCCUGCACUUUGCAUUUCGGGAAGACAAGCAGUGGAAAUUGCAGCAGAUCCAGGAUGCUAGAAACCAUGUUAAUCAAGCUAUUUACCUGCUUAUGAACAGAGAUGUAAACUACCAGUUCAAAACAGGCUCGGAGGUUCUCAAGCUUAUGGAUGCUGUGAUGUUACAGCUCUCAAGAGCCCGAAAUCGGCUUACAACUCCAGCGACUCUGACUCUACCAGAAAUUGCCUCCAGUGGUCUCACAAAAAUGUUCACACCUGCUCUGCCUCCAGAUAUCCUUGUGAAUUUCUAUAUCAACCUGAAUAAGCUGUGCCUGACUCUCUACCAACUCCAUGUGCUGCAGCCCAGCACAACCAAGAACUUCAAACCUGCUGGAGGGUCCAUUUUACACAACCCUGGAGCCAUGUUUGAGAUUGGCAACCAGCGGUAUGAAGUCAGCCAUGUUCAUAAGGUGGAAUGUGUUGUCCCAUGGUUAAAUGAUGCCCUUGUCUUCUUCACAGUUUCACUGCAGCUUUGCCAGCAACUGAAGGACAAGAUCUCCGUUUUCUCCAGUUACUGGAACUACAGGCCAUAUUAAUUUUCUGUGGAGUAUCCAAGCCCUUACAGCACUUCCAGUGUCUCCGUUUGUUUUCUACAUGCCAGCUGAGUCCAGGUCAGCCUGAGGAGUGCUGUGGUUCACUACUGUGUGGCCCUCCAUCGGGUAGGGUCAGUGUAUCCAGAGACACAACCUUAGUAGCCUUGUCUGGGACUGCUGCAUAAGCACUGCACCAAGAAAUGCUGUGUGGUUGGCAAGAGCUUCCACCUGUCUUUGUUCUCAUGUGCGUUGUGUGGCUUACACUUUCCGAGCCUCUAAUGAAUUACAUUAGUCCAUUACAAGGAAUGGGGAGCUGUGGAUUCUCACUAACUGUAUUUGCAAACAGUGCUGUAACUAACUGCUGGCCUGGGAGGUGGCUGGGAAGGGAUGAAGACAGACUAAUGUAACACAUCACAAAAAGCGUAGGGCAUGUUGCUCCAUGUAUGUUGUUGUGAUCUGGUCCGGUUGUGGUUAUGACCUGCCCUGAGCUUCUCCCUCUCCUAUCUGUUCUGUCCAUGCCCAUGUUAAUUGAUUCCCCUUUGGGGAUAUUCUUACCUGCUGCUGUUUGAACUCUUUUUUUUCCCUGGCAUUAAUGUGAUAAUAUUUUUUUUUCCAAAGCCCUAGUUGGGCCAAUUGAUUUUUUCCAGGUUUAGUAUCUUGUUUUCACUGCCAGCCUUUGGAGUUGCCUCGGUACCUUGAGCAGAGCUGUGCAGUCUCACAUCCUGUUAUUAAACCCAAAGUGAGUACCACAUUGUUCCUACAACUUGCUGCCUACCUAUAGAUGCUACAGUAUGUAACUCAUCCCUCCAGACAUUAAUUACUGUGAAAUAAAGAUCCUCAGACCUGCCAUGCUCCUGUGGGCUGUCAGUGCUGAGAAUGAAAGAGUAUCAAAGAUUAUGUGCUGUCUUAUAAGUGAGUGGUUGUUCUGAGUUCUGCGUGCUGGAUAACUGUUUGCCUUACUUGGAGGACAGUAGUGGUCUCUGCAGGCAGAGCCGGGCAGCUCUUUGAAGGCUGGGCCUAGUUUAUGUAGCCUCAGCUGUCUGACACCCGAGUACUACCUGAAGUGCUUUUCCCUUGAUGCUCAUGUUUAAAGGGGCUGUAGGUAGUGAGACUGGGUUGGUUCAUGGAGCUGGCUGUCAAGUGAUGAGCAAGUACACUUGCUUGGUUCCAGCUAGCCCUGUCCAGCCUGUGUUUCUGGUGGCUUUCCUCACUGGAGUACCUUACCGAGGAGCCUACAUGUGUGCUGAGGUGAAGACUUGUACUGGGUUUGUGUGGCAAGGUUUUGGUAGCAGGGAGGGUGGCUUCUGUGAGAAGCUGCUAAAAGCUUCCCCCAUGUCCGAUAGAGCCAAUGGCAGCCAGCUCCAAGACGGACCUGCCACUGGCCAAGGCUGAGCCCAUCAGCAACAGUGGUAGUGCCUCUGUGAUAACAUAUUUAAGAAGAAAAAACAACAACCUCGGAGAGCUUUUGCAGCCAGAGAGAGGAGUGAGAUGUGAGAAACUGCAGACACCAAGGUCAGUGCAGAAGGAGGGGGAGGAGGUGCUCUAGGUACCAGAGCAGAGAUUCCCCUGCAGCCCGUGGUGAGGCAGGCUGUCCCCCUGCAGUCCAUGGAGGAAGGAUGAGGGGGUGUAGAGAUUCCACCUGCAGCCCAUGGAGGACCCCACGCUGGAGCAAGCUCCUGGCAGGACCUGUGGAUCCGUGGAGAGAGGAGCCCAUGCCAGAGCAGGUUUGCUGGCAGGACUUGUGACCCCGUGGGGGACCCACGCUGGAGCAGUUUGCUCCUGAAGGUCUGCACCCUGUGGAAGAGACCCACGUUGGAGCAGUUCAUGAAGGACUGCAGCCUGUGGGAAGGACUCACAUUGGAAAAGUUGGUGGAGGACUGUCUCCCAUGGGAGGGACCCCACGCUGGAGCAGUGGUAGAAUGUGAGGAGUCCUCCCCCUGAGGAUGAAGGAGCAGCAGAAACACCGUGUGAUGAACUGACCGUAACCCCCAUUCCCCAUCCCCCUCUGCCGCUGAGGGGGGAGGAGGUUGAAGCCGGGAGUGAAGUUGAGCCCGGGAAGAUGGGAGGGGUGGG
Molecule: messenger RNA, 4092 nt
Organism: Grus americana (Whooping crane)
Lineage: Eukaryota; Metazoa; Chordata; Aves; Gruiformes; Gruidae
Gene: ROGDI
Product: rogdi atypical leucine zipper
Exons: 11
Coding region: 1162-2022 (286 amino acids)
Cellular component (GO): RAVE complex
Source: RefSeq, a predicted model, not a curated record